Clunio marinus is the source of this 354-nucleotide messenger RNA. Lineage: Eukaryota; Metazoa; Arthropoda; Insecta; Diptera; Chironomidae. The record is from the annotation of a GenBank genome assembly.
AUAAAAUUUCUUGUAUACGCUGAUUCCAACUAAAAAUAAACAAAAUCAGCUGUUUAGCGGAAAAAAUAAUUCGCGAUUUAGAUUGAAAAUAUUUGUGACUUCAAGUUACAAAAUUUACAGAAUUUCUGAAUAAAAAAAGUUUUUUACGGAAGAGAAAUGAAGAUUUUUGUGUCCCAAUGCGACAAUCCAUUGUCAGAAAAGGAUUUGGAUAAGUUUGGUGAACAAUAUCGUUCUGAUGAAGUUUUGAUUACAUUUCGUAAACUUGCGUGUGAACAAUUUCUUUCUAAUUUUAAAGAAACUCAACCUGCAUAUUUUAUAAAUGAUUAUUCUAAAGAUUCUUUAGAAGAGGAUUAA